Suillus clintonianus is the source of this 1131-nucleotide messenger RNA. RefSeq lists its product as uncharacterized. The coding region runs from base 52 to 702 and encodes 216 amino acids. The record is from RefSeq and is a predicted model, not a curated record. NCBI's taxonomy places the organism in Eukaryota, Fungi, Basidiomycota, Agaricomycetes, Boletales, Suillaceae. The transcript has a single exon.
UUUUAGACGACAUUGACGACACCAGCUAGCUUGCCCUGUCACGUAAAUGCUAUGGUUAACCGAAGGAUCAGCAACGAUCUCAAAGACUGCGCACUUCGACUGUGGAAUCAUGGGUGGGAAUUGGCAGACAUCUGUGAAGCAUUUGGUGUCAGCGAGAGGAGUUGCUACCGCUGGCGACGGAUCUUUGAGGAGUGUGGUACUACAACAAAGCCCCGUUCUCCACUCACGGGACGGACUCGAACAAUCACGCGAGCCCUGCUAACGGCUAUCGAAGAUCUCUUCACUGUGGACUCCGAUCUUUUCCUUGACGAGGUCUGCACGUGGCUUGCAGUCAGCCAUGAUAUCGUUGUCAGUACUUCCACCCUAUCGCGCAACCUCAAAGAAGCUGGUCUCACACGCAAGAUCCUUCGAAAACUUGCUUCCGAGCGUGACGAGGCCCGACGAGAGGAAUUCAGAGAAAGUCAUCGCAAUGACUUUAUCGGGGAUGGCUCGGAAUUCGUUGUCAUUGACGAAACGAGCAAGAAUGACCGGACAUAUGCACGGCAUUAUGGACGAGCACCGAGAGGACAUCGCGCACAUCUUCUUCAGGCCUGGGCUCAGCCUCCAACUGAUCGAGUUCUUCCUCGCCAUCUUUUAACAGCUUUUCAUCCGACCAGUCAACCUUGGAUAGCUGCCCGACCGUCUCUCCAUCACCGAUCGUAGAGGGCCCGGGUGCAGGUGAUUCUGGACUCGAAAACUCCAGUGGCUCAUUGCCAGCGCUCUCGUCGAUGGGCGCAGCUGCCAUGUUGCAUGGUCUUGCUGGAAUCUUGAUUGUGUGCUUUUUCUUGACUGUGGCUCGUUUCGGUCUUUUUGCCAUGGUAAACAGGUCGGUAUGAUACGUGGUAAGGGUAGUAGUAAGGGCUAAAAAGCACCUGAACAAUGUGUACAAGAAGCCUACUACGAGCCUGAGCGUCCAGGACGCGUUUGCUAUAUCGAUUUCCUUUUUGGUCGAGGAAGUGGCGAAAAUUUAGCCACUGCCAUUAGUUUCGCACAUAGCUGUAAGUGCUGCAGACAAAAUCACGAAAUAUUGGACCGUCACGAAUAGAGCGUAACGGAUAGUAUAAUACGGUAUACAGUAAUGCCUCAACGUGG